CUUGUUUUCAAGGCGCCUGCGCAGAAACGUCCCUGUUGCCUCUUCCGACACGACACUUACAAGGGGCUGCAUGUGUUAUUUCGGGGAUUAACAACUGUAAAUGUAAAAACAAUUAAAUAAGGUUGACAACUACAGGUCUUAACAUGAGCACGCUAUGGAUGGGAAACUUGGAGCCCUACAUGGACGAAAACUUCAUAACCCGAGCCUUCGGCACUAUGGGGGAGUUGGUGGUGAGUGUACGGAUUAUACGCAACAAGAUGACCGGUAGGGGUGCAGCAGGCUACUGCUUCGUGGAGCUGACGGAUGAAGCCACAGCUGAGAGGUGUCUUCGUAAAGUCAAUGGAAAAGCACUGCCAGGAGCCACACCGCCCAGAAGAUUUAAAUUAAACCGGGCCACUUUUGGGAAGCAAGGAGAAAGCAGUCCACUCUAUUCUCUGUUUGUUGGGGAUCUCACACCUGAAGUGGAUGACGGGAUGCUGUACGAGUUCUUCUACAACCGCUAUCCAUCCUGUCGUGGGGGGAAGGUGGUGCUGGAUGGCACGGGGAACUCCAAGGGUUGUGGGUUUGUCCAGUUCCCAGACCAGAGGCUUCAAAAGCUGGCCCUGGAGGAGUGUCAGGGAGCGGUGGGGCUUGGGAGCAAGCCCCUACGACUGAGCCUAGCUGCUAACAAAACUAGGCAUAAUCAAUCAGACAACAGGGGGUGGGGGUCACAUGGAGGAGGCUACAGACACAACCAGCAACAAUACAAUCAACAGUCAUAUGGUGGUGGAUGGGGCUCUUGGGGCUACGACCAGAAUGGAGGCAACUAUGGCGGCUACAACUACAACCAGUAUGAUUACACACAGAAUUUUGCACAGGAAAAUGAAGCUGUUGAAGAGGAUGGUCUGGAAGAUCCUAACCCAGAGCUGGAUGUGUUGGAAGCCAACAGGAAGUUUAUGGAACACAGUGAGGAACUGUAUGAUGCCCUUAUCCAGUGCCACUGGCAACCCUUGGAAUCCUCAGAACAAGCAUUUGGAACCACGAGUAGCCUUCCAGAACCUGUCUACUGUUGAGGCGUACAAUGGAAUGGCAAUAUCCUCUUUUGCCAUGUUCUUUGGUCUUUCAUAUUAUAUUCUGUAAAUGUUUGAUCAUGGAAAGGUUAAAGACAAAUCCCCAGUCCUUGGCCAUAACUGCCAUUUGCUUUACAAUACUUUUUUAUUUUAUUUUUUUUUUUAAUUGACAAGCGUUUUAUUUUGUGUAUCUUUAUUAAAAGUCAUGCUGUGCCUAAGAA
Oncorhynchus mykiss (rainbow trout) is the source of this 1270-nucleotide messenger RNA. Its product is annotated as tRNA selenocysteine 1-associated protein 1. NCBI's taxonomy places the organism in Eukaryota, Metazoa, Chordata, Actinopteri, Salmoniformes, Salmonidae. Gene Ontology annotation, cellular component: nucleus. The record is from RefSeq and is a predicted model, not a curated record. Gene Ontology annotation, molecular function: tRNA binding. Gene Ontology annotation, biological process: selenocysteine incorporation.